AUGAACGACCAAAGUCGAUCAGAUGCCGAAAACUAUCCACUGCUCAUCGAACGACGUUUCUCCGAGCCUCAUGCCCAAGGAACCGAGAAGAGCCAAACAUCAAACGGUUACUGGGCCCGCCUUUGGCAACCAUCACCCUCCUGGGUAAUCUGCGUUCUCGCAAUCUACGAGCUUAUCUUCGGAGUUUUGGCGGUCCCCGAGUUCAAUGCAACCUUUGCUUUGAUCUGUCACCAGCGCCAAUCACCCAGCCAGACCCACCCAAAACUAGAACAAUGUUUCGCCAAUAUACACACGCAGUCCGAUCUUUCCCGGUUUCUCAUCUAUCGCCAAAUAAUAGCGGGUCUCCUUGGUGCCUUUUCGACCCCAAUCCUGGGUUCACUAUCGGAUCGCGUCGGUCGCAAGCCAAUCCUCGCGUGUACCGUUGUCGGCCCUCUUCUAUACGAGAUCCUUAUGGUAAUAGUCCUCCGCAACCCGGAAUCGAUAAACGUGCACUGGCUUCUCGUGGGAUACGCAAUGGAAGGUCUUAGCGGGACGAUGAUUGCCGGGACUUCGACCGCACAGACCUACAUUACCGAUCUCACGCGUCCCAGCUCCCGGGCGCGGUGGUUCAGUUACUUGCAGGCUUCGUAUGCCUUUGCUGGGGCGGUUGGGCCUCUCAUUGCCAGCUUGCUUCUAAAAAUGCCGAAUCCCUUCGAAACGAUCUUUUGGCUUGCCAUAUGUUCUCAUUUCUCCCUCUUGCUUAUCAUUCUAUUCGCCUUGCCGGAAUCGCGCAAUCCAGUCUCUACUGGUCGCCCGGACCUAGAUGGAGUAACCCUGGAGCAACCUACUGGCGAAAGUUAUCUCCGUGUAUUUCUGACGUCGCUCAAGUCUAUCCGGGAAUUCAAAGGGUUUCGAAAUAAGAAUAUGAUCAUUCUGGCUGGGAUAGACAUGAUUAUUUUUGGGAACAUGAUAGUGGCAACCGACCACGCAAAGCUUUUUCAUAUCCCUUUCCUACUCAUGGAGCGUUUUGGUGCUGGUAGUUCUAUUCCCGCUGAUAAUGACGCGGUUCCGCCGAUGGAAUAG
Messenger RNA from Penicillium crustosum, 1062 nucleotides. RefSeq lists its product as uncharacterized. Gene Ontology annotation, biological process: transmembrane transport. The transcript has 2 exons. The record is from RefSeq and is a predicted model, not a curated record. Gene Ontology annotation, cellular component: membrane. The coding region runs from base 1 to 1062 and encodes 353 amino acids. Gene Ontology annotation, molecular function: transmembrane transporter activity. NCBI's taxonomy places the organism in Eukaryota, Fungi, Ascomycota, Eurotiomycetes, Eurotiales, Aspergillaceae.